AUAAUUAAACCCCAAUAACAUAGCUUUAAUAUUCCUUUAAUGUUUCUGUCCUUCAUAUCCUUAAAAAUACAUCAUUUAUUUUGUUUCUGACGAUACAAACUCAACAAAUAUAGACACAAUAAUACUGUAAUGACUCAGGCACACACACUGUAAAAUAUAAAUCCAUUUAGAAAGACUUCGGUUUACUCCCUCAUUUAUUUCUGAUUUUUCACUCAGUGUUUUUCAGCUGUAAACACGAACAGUGACGGAAACAGGCAGAAAAUAUAAAAAAUAAAUCAAAUAUGCUGGAAACCAAGAGUAAAAGUAAAGUAGAGGUUUUAUCAGUAACUCAGUGGCUGAAUGUCUCCUAUCAGUAUCAAAAUACCCUGUUAUUUAAUUAUUAAUACUGAUGCAUUAACAUGGAGGCAGCGUGUUAAUGGUGUGGCAGCAGGACAAGCUACUUUCACGUACUUUCAGUAUUGUUGUUUACUCUAAUACCUCCAUCAGCAGGAACACUUAUCCUUUGAGCAGAGUCAGAGUCACCAACUGACCUGCAUGAGAAAACAUCCACACAGAAACAGUCGACUGCACCACCGUACCACCCGGUCAAAGAUCUCAAAUAAAUAUAUAAGGUCAAAAAAAUAUGCAUCAGGUUUUAAAAUGUGACUAAUUCAUUUCAGAGUCUGUGGAUCAUGACUGACGUUCACAGCCUCAGUUUGUACAUUAAACUACAACCUUCAUGUUCUCAGUGUCUGAGCAGCAGCAUCAUGUUGGCCAGGAAGGGCCUCCUGCCGGACGGCUUCCUGCUGACCCGCCUGGCUGAAGACCAGAACCAGCCGAACCGCAGCCGCUUCAGGUCUCAGAGAGCCCGCUUCAUCACCAAGACCGGAUCUUGUAACGUGGCCCACAAGAACAUCAGGGAGCAGGGUCGGUUCCUGCAGGAUGUUUUCACCACCAUGGUGGACCUGAAGUGGCAGCACUCGCUCCUCAUCUUCACCUCCGCCUUCCUCUGCUCCUGGAUGCUCUUCGCCAUGAUCUGGUGGCUUGUGGCCUUCGCUCACGGAGACCUGGAGCCUCGUGACCCCAACGGCGAGCCGGGCCCCAUCCCCUGUGUCACCGCCAUCCACUCCUUCACCUCCGCCUUCCUCUUCUCCAUUGAAGUCCAGGUGACCAUCGGUUUUGGUGGCAGGAUGGUGACAGAGGAAUGUCCUCUGGCGAUCACUGUGCUGAUCAUCCAGAACAUUUUGGGGCUCAUCAUCAACGCCGUGAUGCUCGGCUGCGUCUUCAUGAAGACGGCCCAGGCCAACCGCCGAGCCGAGACGCUCAUCUUCUCCAGAAACGCUGUCAUCGCUCCUCGUAACGGCCGGCCGACCUUCAUGUUCAGAGUCGGAGACCUGAGGAAAAGCAUGAUCAUCUCUGCCACCUCUAAACAGUUUCCCCUCCAGGUGAUCCGGCGGACUGUGACGGCGGAGGGCGAGGUGAUCCCGGUGUGUCAGCUGGACAUCCAGGUGGAGAACCCCCUGAGGAGUAACGGCAUCUUCCUGGUUUCUCCUCUGAUCAUCAGCCACACCAUGGAGAGAGGGAGUCCUCUGUACGAGCUCUCCGCCCAGUCUCUGGCCUCCGAGGACCUGGAGAUCAUCGUCAUCCUGGAAGGUGUGGUUGAGACAACAGGGAUCAGCAUGCAGGCCCGGACCUCCUACACCCCCGAGGAGAUCCUGUGGGGGAGGCGCUUCGUCUCCAUCAUUACAGAAGAGGACGGUCGUUACUGCGUCGACUACUCCAAGUUCGGCAACACGGUUCCCGUCCGGAUGUCGUCGCUCAGCGCCAAGGAGCUGGACCAGACCAGAGGAGUCCAGGAGGGGGUGUCCGAGCCCCAGCCGCAGGGAUGGGGGUUGGUCCGAGCCGGCAGAGGAGGUUUCCGCAGAGGAGGCCGGGCCUGCGACAGCUCCGCCCCUCAGCCCUGGUACGCCCAAUCAGAGAAACCAGAGAAGGAGGUGGAGCAGAAAGGACAGAAGAAGAUGGUGCAGCUGGAGGUGAUUGGACGACAGAUCGAAGAAGACGGACUGGAAGACAUAAACGACUGAAACUCAUAUACACAACAACAUGUACCACCAUGUGACUUCCUGCACUGUUUUAGUUUUAAUGUCCAGCUGUGAGCAGCUGCUCCAUUUUUAGUCUUCAGUUAUUUACUUGAACACACUUCAGACUAAAAACCUCUUCAGAUUUAGUUUGUAGUCAGCUGACACUGAUGGAACAUUUCACUGUUUACUUUCCCUGUUGUUGUCUCGUGGGUCCUCCUCCUUUUUUAUUCUGAAUUCAGUCAGUCACAUAAACCCAGUUUAUAUAGAUAUAUAUAAGAAAUGUUAUUAAUAUUGUAUAUAAGUCAUAUAAACCUGGUGUUAAAUAAAGGCCAGUGUUAUAGCACAUGAUAUUCAACGUGGUACAUCUGCUGUAGAUUUUCUGAGAUUGGAAAAUAAUCUUUAGAGGAAAUGUCUCUGUCUUAAAUGUGUUAUUUAAUAAAUCUAUUUUUUGUA
Messenger RNA from Lates calcarifer (barramundi perch), 2513 nucleotides. It is a transcript of the gene kcnj11l, whose product is annotated as potassium inwardly rectifying channel subfamily J member 11, like. Gene Ontology annotation, molecular function: inward rectifier potassium channel activity. The transcript is spliced from 5 exons. Bases 672 to 2063 code for a protein of 463 amino acids. Gene Ontology annotation, cellular component: plasma membrane. The record is from RefSeq and is a predicted model, not a curated record. NCBI's taxonomy places the organism in Eukaryota, Metazoa, Chordata, Actinopteri, Centropomidae. Gene Ontology annotation, biological process: regulation of monoatomic ion transmembrane transport; potassium ion import across plasma membrane.